CUUGCUCUUUGUUUCAUCUUUGACGUGGGCCGGCAUUUUCCCACAACACCCUGCUGUUGCUGCUGCUGCUCUCACAGAUGACGAAAAUGGCGGACAACGGGUCGUCGGUCGAGAUUGUUGAAGGCUGUCGCCUCCCUGUUCUUCGUAAAAACCAAGAACACGAGGACGAAUGGCCAUUGGCUGAAAUUCUGAGUGUGAAAGAAGUCUCUGGGAGAAAGCUCUACUAUGUCCACUACAUUGACUUCAAUAAGCGUCUGGAUGAGUGGGUCACAUCGGACAGGCUGGACAUGAAAAAGCUCCAGUUCCCUAAGAAAGAAGCUAAAACUCCAACCAAGAAUGGUCUUCCAGGCUCCCGGCCCAGUUCUCCAGAGAGAGAAGUGAGGAAGAGUCUAGAUCUCAACCUACAAUCUGCCACAGCUCCUUCCAGAGGCAAAACCCUCCCCACACCGCUGUCGGGUAAUGCUGAACUGCAUGGAAAUCCAGAUAGAAACAGCCAUGACACAGUAAAGGAAGAUGAUGAUCCAGUCGUGCAGGUCAAAUCUGGAAGUGGUUUAACAAACAGUGUAUCCAAAUCUUUGUCAGGUGUACGCACUGGACAUGUCAAGCCACAUUUCAGCUUCAAAUCUUUCAAGAAAAGGAAAGUAGAGACCGUCCCCUUGGCGACUCAGGUAUCCCCGGCCACCCCCGUACCCUCCCUGCCAAGUUCAGCUGAAGCCUCUCAGGCAUCUGUUUUUCCUGCUGUGAGGGACACCAACACCUUUAAAUCCCGCGAAGACCAUGACCAGCUCGCUUCACUUACAACGAACGGCACUGCCCGACGACUCAUCCCCGCUCAACCCGGGAGGAAGAGGAAAGCUAAUUGUGGAGGAACUGACGAGAUGAUAAAGGUUUUGCAGUAUAACAACCCUCAAAGUGCCAGUGUCUUUCUACCACCACCAGAGGACUCCCAGGACAGUUCAGAUGGCAUCCCAUCUGCACCUCGCAUGACGGGCAGUCUGGUGUCUGACCGCAGCCAUGACGACAUUGUCACCCGGAUGAAAAACAUAGAGUGUAUAGAGCUGGGACGUCACAGACUGAAGCCCUGGUACUUCUCGCCAUACCCGCAGGAACUCACCACAUUGCCCAUCCUCUACCUCUGUGAAUUCUGCCUCAAGUACCUCAAGAGCCUCAAGUGUCUCCAAAGGCAUUUGACAAAAUGUAAUCUGAGACAUCCUCCAGGCAACGAGAUCUACCGCAAAGGCACCAUCUCAUUCUUUGAGAUAGACGGCAGGAAAAACAAAACAUAUUCCCAGAACCUGUGUUUACUUGCUAAGUGUUUCCUGGACCACAAAACUUUGUAUUACGACACGGACCCUUUCCUCUUCUAUGUAAUGACAGAGUAUGACUCCAAAGGCUUCCACAUAGUGGGCUACUUCUCUAAGGAAAAAGAGUCAACUGAAGAUUAUAAUGUUGCCUGCAUCCUGACGUUGCCUCCCUACCAGAGGAGAGGCUAUGGCAAACUGCUCAUUGAGUUCAGUUACGAGCUAUCUAAGGUCGAAGGGAAGACUGGCACUCCUGAGAAGCCACUUUCUGACCUCGGUCUUUUGUCCUAUCGCUCCUACUGGUCCCAGACCAUCUUGGAAAUUCUCAUGGACCUUAAACCUGACAAUGGCGAAAGGCCGCAGAUAACCAUCAAUGAGAUCAGUGAGAUCACAAGUGUAAAGAAAGAAGAUGUCAUUUCAACACUUCAGUACCUCAACCUAAUCAACUAUUACAAGGGUCAGUACAUCCUGACACUCUCAGAAGACAUUGUGGAGGGGCAUGAAAGAGCAAUGCAGAAGAGACACUUGCGCAUAGAUCCUAAAUGCCUUCACUUCACACCUAAGGACUGGAGCAAGAGGGGCAAGUGGUAGAGUCCCAGCCUGGUUCACACAGUCCCCCCUCCCCAGCUGUCCACUCACAGAAAGACAAAGGUUUUUGUCAAGCUGUUUCAUAAAGAACCUCGUAACCUUUUUGGAACCAGACCCAAACGAUGAACAUAAACUGUCACUUGAGAAGCAAAAGCUUUCAUUGUGAAUAUUCAUUGUAUUUUGUGAAUAUAAAAACACUCAAACAUGGGGACAAAAGAGAGACAGUGACACCGCCAAAAACUUUCAGAAACAACGCACUCUCUACUGUACAAAAAAUCCAUUUUAUGACUGAAACCGUGUGUUAAAAGUGAGAUGAGGUGUUUGUUUAAUAAUGUAAAUUAAAGCCUAAAAUGGCAAACGUACAGACCACCCAGUGCAAACAAGAUGGUGGAUUUAUAGAUAAAAAAUUUUACAGUUCUACACUGAAUUUCUUGGUAAAAACCACAAAGGAGUUUACUUGUCCUGAGAUUCAACAAGGAUUUUUUCCCCUCUGCUUUGGCCAACACAAACACAAGUGUGUGUUUUUUAUUCACAUCCUUUGUGUCUGCCACAAGAGGAAGUAGAAUUAAAAUAUUGUCAUCUGAGUUAUUUAUGUAUCUCAGAAAGACUUUUGUAAACACAGUCCAUCAGAAUUCCCUGUGCGACUUUAUCCGAUAAAAUCACUUCAGUUUUUCAUAAAACUCAUUUUUAAGAAACCAUAGUUGAUUGAGGAACCACACUCCAAAAUUAAAUCUUCUCUUUCUACUUUGUUUAGUGAUAUUUGUACAAAGCGAGCAGGCCUCAACACCUCCCUCCUUGUUUUUUGUUGAAAACAAUGUCCAGUGAUGAACAGGCUUGUUAGAUUUACACUCAACCCAUUAAUGACUGUGAUUUUGUGUGAGAAGGUGCAAGGAAUCAACAUUCAGAUCUGCUUUGGCUCUAAGACAAAUACCCUUUCAAAUUCUCAUCUCAACACACAGAUACUAAUUUCCUGUUUAUUUUGAUUCUCCCAGAGUGCCUGAAUUUUAAUGUGUCCUGACUAACAGGGAGAACAGAAAUGUGCAGGUUGUUUCCUGCUGUAGGUUAUUUUCAACAACCAGAACAAUGUGGAUACAGGCAGACAUAUUCUAAACUAGACAUCAUGACCUGCCGGUGUGAUGUUGCAUUAGAACCAACAUGACCAGUUUAUGCUGUUACUAUUUUACAAGAGUAACUGUGCUUUUCAUUUCCCUUUAUUUUGAAUAGUUGGAGGCUUUACAGUCUUUGUGAUUAUUCAGGUGAAUAUUUCAUAUUUAAUUCAGAUAAUCCUCUGUCAUGAUCAUCUGUAUACAGUGUGCAAUGAGACAAAUCAAUUCCCCCAAUUAUAACAUGUUCCUUGUAACUACAUAUUGAACCUGAUUGUAAAGAGGAAAAAAAGCUUAGAAGACAGAAGCCAUGUUGAACUGUUAGAGGAAUGUAAAUUUUGUGUACAGUUGUCUUUUCUUCUUCUUUUUUUUUUACUUAAUGUAAACUAACGGGCCUCACAAUGUUGAGAGGAGAAGACCUUAAAGUGAUAUCUUACUUUCAGUUUGUGUUUUAUGUUUACGUGUCACAAAGGAUGUUGAAUUUACCUUGUUGAAAUUAUUUAGUAUAUCUUUAUGUGAAACACA
This is a messenger RNA of Lates calcarifer (barramundi perch), 3517 nucleotides long. Its product is annotated as histone acetyltransferase KAT5. The record is from RefSeq and is a predicted model, not a curated record. Gene Ontology annotation, biological process: regulation of DNA-templated transcription. NCBI's taxonomy places the organism in Eukaryota, Metazoa, Chordata, Actinopteri, Centropomidae. Gene Ontology annotation, molecular function: histone acetyltransferase activity. The coding region runs from base 78 to 1892 and encodes 604 amino acids. The transcript is spliced from 16 exons.